AAAAGAAAGUGACCAACAAGGCACACGUUGAGGCUUCAAUUUGUCAAGCGUAUCUUCAACAAGAAAUCUCAACGUUCUCGUCUUUUUACUUCGAGCGUGAGGUCAUCACCAGAAGGAAGAGACCUGCCCGGAACGAUGACAUUGGCGAGGAUUUAUAUGAAAAUGUAGUUUCCAUCUUCAAUUACCCAGGCAGAGGUAAAGGUGCUGCGACACAACGAUACAUCCUGGGUGGGGAAUUGCAAAUUGCGCAUACGUAUAUCCUCAUGAAUUGUCCAGAAAUCUCACCGUUUUAUCAUGAAUUCCGAGCUUCUUUAUCUGCCUUUCCUGAGAAUGAAAUUGAUGCGUUGGUGGACUCUGAUUUUGUAAAUUGGUACAAGUAUCAGAUCAAUAGUCGUGGGAUUGUCGACCCUUUGUUAGUAUCAUUAGCGUGGGGCCCAGGUGCCAGUGCCAAAGUGUGGCGGCAAUAUGUGAUAAACGGUUACACAUAUCACACAGCCGAUUACGGAGAGGGCCGACCAACAACGAACAGCGGGUUAUGUGUCCCGACCAUCGGUUAUGAUAACUCGGAAACCAAUUUUUUUGGUGUCCUGCAGGAGAUUCUGGAACUUGAGAUGCCUUCUAGUGCGAAAAAAAUGACAUGCGUUCUGUUCCGCUGCACAUGGGUUGAUCCCACACGUGGCGUGCGAAAAAAUCCGAAGUAUAAUAUGAUUGACGUCAACCACUCUCGUGUGUACCCGAAAAAUGAGCCUUUCAUACUCACCCAACAAGCAGCGCAGAUUUAUUAUGCAGAAUAUCCUACAACAAGGCGGACCCAGAAUCCUUGGGUGUGUGCAUGUCCUGUCCGUCCGAACAAAAUUAAAUCACAAACUCAACACAAGGACGUUGAUCUAGAUGCUUUUCAGCAACAAUUUUUCCAACCUCCGCCUAUUGUUGAGACGGUCAACUAUAACGUCCAAUUAAGUGAUCCAAAUGGCGGACGUGUUGAAGUCAUGCCAGAAACGCACCUUCCGGACCUAACCAUUCCAUCUGAGCGCGAAAUUGAGGAAAUGUAUGUAGCACAACAAAAUGCUCAAUAUCAUGAAGAAGGUGAAUGGAUAGACGGUUCAGAUACAGAAGAAGACACUAUAUAUGUAGAAAAUAACGAUUCUGACAGCGAGUAAUUGUGCUGUUGUAAUUUCAAUUUUGUGAUAUAAUUUCUCCAAGCAUAUUUGAUAAUUUCUUUCAUCAUUAUUGUUUGUAAAAUAAUUACUCCUUAAUCUGUUCUAUACCACAUAAAUUCAAAGCAGUUUAUUUAAUA
This is a messenger RNA of Cuscuta epithymum, 1297 nucleotides long. NCBI's taxonomy places the organism in Eukaryota, Viridiplantae, Streptophyta, Magnoliopsida, Solanales, Convolvulaceae. The record is from the annotation of a GenBank genome assembly.